Messenger RNA from Orbicella faveolata, 2952 nucleotides. RefSeq names its product organic cation transporter protein-like. Gene Ontology annotation, molecular function: transmembrane transporter activity. NCBI's taxonomy places the organism in Eukaryota, Metazoa, Cnidaria, Anthozoa, Scleractinia, Merulinidae. The record is from RefSeq and is a predicted model, not a curated record. Gene Ontology annotation, biological process: transmembrane transport. Gene Ontology annotation, cellular component: membrane.
GGAUCCGGCUUUAGCCAGCCUACGAAAGCGUUGUUCGAUUUAAUAUCCCAGUUUAUGUCUGAGGCAUGUACUAGAAUCUUUUGGGAGUUGUACCUACCGGUAAAGAGGAGUUUUAACAACAUUUCGUAGAUCUCAAGGAGCUUAAAUUUACGGCACAGCCCUCUCUCACGGACUCAAGUGAACAUUAGGAGUGAUGGCUGCAAGUAUUUCAUCUAAAAAUGAAAAACGCACAUCUGCGUUUGACGAUAUUUUUAAACAUGUUUCACCUUUUGGAAAAUACCAGCAAGUCUUGUACUUCACUUCGUAUUUGCUGGCUUUUCCCCUGAUAAGUCAGUUUUUCUUACUGGUAUUUGGUUUUGGUACCCCUGGCUUCCACUGUGUCACGCCAAAUGUCACGUGUGAUCGAAAAAAAUGUUGUGACGAUUGUACGUCAUACGAGUUCGACGGACCGUUUCAUAGCAUUGUGUCAGAGUGGAACCUAAUUUGUGACCGCGCAUUCCUGGGCGCUACUAUUCAGUCUUGUUACUUCGCUGGAAUGUUGGUUGGUUCAAUUGUGACCGGGAUAUUAUCCGACGCCUGGGGCCGAAAGAAAUGCAUAUUUAUCUGCAAUGCCAUAAUGCUUGUAACAGGAUUCGGUUCAGCGUUUGUUCAUUCCACCCCUUUGUUUGCGGUUCUUCGGUUCCUGGUUGGUUUUGGGCUCACCGGAGUUAUGCUGGCACAUUAUAUUUACGUCAUGGAAUUAGUUGGUCCCAGCAAAAGAACAGCUGUUGCCAAUAUGGGUCUGUUCCUUGUCAGUGGCUUUCAAAUGUUAUUUCUCCUUAUCGCUUAUUUUGAACGUGAUUGGAGAAAUCUAACAAUGAUUGUUACUCUCCCAGCGGUAUUGCUGUUCCCGUUUUGGAAAUUUUUUCCACAAUCCCCACGAUGGCUCAUUGCUCACGAUCGCUUGGACGAGGCUCAAACUGUCAUUGAGCGUUUUGGAGGCAAGAAGGGCAAACCUGUAAACUCAGAGGAGUUAAGGGCGCUCUUGGAGAAAGUGAGGAAAGACCAGUUAGAACGAGAACGAGAAGCUAAAAAAUACACACCGAUCGACAUGUUUCGCACGCCAAAGCUGAGAAAAUGGACGAUAAUCAUCUGCUAUCAAUGGUUUGUUGUGGCGUUGGUCGGUUUCGGGAUUUUUUUAUUCAUCUCUCAGCUGGUUGGCAACCUUUACGUUAAUUAUACCAUUAUGAACGUUAUUACAACUCUUAAGAUACCUCUCACGUGGAUCCUAUACCUAAGAUUUGGUCGCCGUAUUUGCCAUGCUAUUAUCAUGAUCUUGGUCGGGAUCACAUUUUUAAUGUUUCUACUGGUGUACAAAGAAUCUCCAGAGGCAACCACAGCACUGUCUCUCUGUGGAUACCUCAUGAUAGACUGCAGUUGGACGAGUGUUUAUCUGGUGACCUCUGAACUCUUUCCAACAGUGCUGAGGAACACAGCUCAAGGAACAGGAUCUACAACUGCUCGGAUUGGCGGAAUCUUAGCUCCAUUUGUGGCCUUGACGGCUCAAUUACCAGGUCUCAGCAUUGCGUUUCCAGUGGUCAUUUUUGCUGUGGUCGCAGCCCUUGCUGGGAUAUUGAUGUACUGGAUUCCAGAGACGGUCUUCUCACCAAUGCACCAAACCAUCGAGGAAACAGAAGUGGCUGAAGAUUAUUAUGGGAUACCUUGUUGUGGCAAAAAGCCCCAGUCUCCUAGGCCUAAAUCACGCCAAGUAAUUUGGCUUUAAAAUAAGGAUAGAAGUAACCGUCGCUAGUGCUGAAUGCAUUCCAAAGUCCCUUUACCUACCGUUCUUGAGUUAUUGUAAUUAAUCUACCACGAGACUUUUCUUUUCAUAGCAUUGCUAGUCAAAAAAGGCGCCAUCUAUGCUGACUUGUGAGCAGGCAUCAAACAAAUCCAGGAAAUAGUAGUAUAUUAAAUAAAGGCCGGCCCCUAAGAAUGGUCAUUUUAAAGAUUUUGAUUUAAGAAGCGACGAAGAAAUUAAAAGUGUAAAUAUUAGCUCAUAUUGUUUUGUAAGUGGCUGUAGCAUUGUAACUUAACAUCACUGCCACACUCGCUUAGCGGCUCGGGAGCCACGUUUUUUGUUCUUACCACAUUUUCACGUCAUCUGCGAUCUAUUACUGGACAGACGCACGGCAAUAAGGAAUCUCUCUGCUUUGUAUACUGAUAGAACCAAAAUAUCGGUUACUGAUGACGUCAUCUAUUCGUCUGUCCUCCUAUAGUAAUCUCGUUCCCAGAUCUCUUGUGGACGAAGCCGAAUGCGAGAUCUGGCCAAAUCCGAUUUGCACCUACGUGAUCGCCUGCCAGGAAUGUGACAGGCGAGGCAAGAGCUCAUGCCCAAAAUAAAUUCCCAAGAUCGCGGAACAGAACGACUCAGAAGACUGACUCAGGCGCGUAGAAUUUAUAGGUUAAGCAACGUUGCAGCAUUUUUAUGUUAGCUUAGGGCCAGGUAGAGAGUUAGAGUUUGUUUCGCGGGUUAAAGUUAGCUAGCAAAUAUUGUUAGCAGCAUCCUUGCUCGUCACUGUGGACGUUGUCCAUGGACAUGGCGGACAUGUCAAAUAUUGAAUUUGACCGCGCAUUGAAGUUUUCCUUGACUGAACGCGCACCGCCUGAUUUACAGUUAGUUAAAAACUAAACAACUAAAGGCUUUGAGAGCAGUGGUGCAGCAAAAGAGAGAUGUGCUAGCCGUCCUGCCAACAGGAUAUGGCAAGUCUUUAAUAUAUCAACUUCUGCCGAGUAUGUUUAACUUUUUUUUUUGUAUAGUGGAAAGUAAUGCUCGAUUGCAGUUAUUGUGUCACCAUUGAUCGCUUUGAUGAUGGACCAAGUUGAGAAAAUUAAGAAGCAAGGACAGUUAGCAGCAAUUAUCCAGGCUAAAUGUUCUGAAGCGUACAAAGAGACAGGGAUCGAAGUCCAAGGUGA